Paramecium tetraurelia is the source of this 501-nucleotide messenger RNA. RefSeq lists its product as uncharacterized. NCBI's taxonomy places the organism in Eukaryota, Ciliophora, Oligohymenophorea, Peniculida, Parameciidae. The transcript is spliced from 3 exons. The record is from RefSeq and is a predicted model, not a curated record.
AUGAAGAAUAAAGAAGGUAAAUCAGCAAAAGAAAGAGAAAGACAGUUUUAUCAUUCAUUCUUUUCAGAUGAUAAGGAAUUUAUUAAAGUUUUUGAUCCUCAAUCGAUAGAUGACAUAAUUCCCUUCAGAAAGGAGAACUCAAAGAUGAAGACGAUGAAUGACACCUAUUUAAGAAAACUAUUCUUAUCAAAGAGGUUCUAUACAAAAUUUUCUAAGUAAAAAUAUGGAUAUAAUAAGAUAAUUUCAAAAAUUUGUGUUCAUGAUAACAAUGAAAAAAUCGAAAAUAUGACUAAACAGAUUAUUAAAUUAUUAUUACAAGAGAUUUUGGAAAAUUAAAAAGUUAUCGCAGAUUCCCUUAGAAAGACCAUGAAAUAGUUGAAUGUGAAGAGAGAGCCAAUGAAAUCCAUACUAAAUAUUCUAAAUAUUCAAAAUCCAUUAACAAUAACAAGAAUCUUUCACCAUUUGAUUCGCAUUCACUAAUAGUUUUGGAAAAUUCUCUGA